AUGGCUGCUCGAGCUUUUUACCAAUACAUUUCGAGACGCACUUCGACCUUCACCCUCGCAAUAGUUGUAGGAUCUAUGUUCUUCGAGAGGUUCUACGAUCACAUGUGCGAGGCCAUAUUCGAGAAGUAUAACGAAGGAAGGCUCUGGAUGCACAUUAAGGACAAUUACGAAUCUUCCGGAGAGAAAGAGAGAAAGGCGAAAAAGAAAAUUAAGAGCGAGCUGAAGGCCAAGAAAAUGGACACAUCCGAAAUGGGCGAAAUAGGACAACUGGAAGAGGACGAUUGA
Molecule: messenger RNA, 285 nt
Organism: Orussus abietinus
Lineage: Eukaryota; Metazoa; Arthropoda; Insecta; Hymenoptera; Orussidae
Product: cytochrome b-c1 complex subunit 9-like
Exons: 2
Coding region: 1-285 (94 amino acids)
Biological process (GO): mitochondrial electron transport, ubiquinol to cytochrome c
Source: RefSeq, a predicted model, not a curated record